GAGAAAAACCUCUUAUAAAGCCCUAUAGGCCCAUUUAAGGGCUAUGAUAAUUGAGAGAUCGUUAAGUGGGAGAGUAUCGAACCCUAGUGCGAGGUCAAAACCAAACUUUAACGGACGUCAUAAUUGACCACUAGCCUGCACGAUCUUCUCUUCUUAUUUUUAAUUUUUGUUUUUCUUUAUCUAUGCGAUAAUUAGGCGCAGACCCUUCCCGGCCAAUCUUUUCCGAGUAGCUAAACCCUAGCGACGGCAACAAUGGCCUAGAUUCGACGGAUCGUUUCGUGGUUUAUCGGAGGGUGGUGACACUUUGGUGAGAGUGAGAUUAUCUGUGAAACAUAGAAAACGAAGUGAUGGAUUUUGAUUUUGAUGAUCAACCCUCGGAUCAUACUGCUCCAGCAGUAAGGGCUGGUGCAAGGUUUAAACCAAAAGGUAGACCACAACCCAAGAAGAAGCAAGUCUCUUUUUCAACAACCCAAACAACACUGCCUACCAAUGUUGCCAAGGAAAAAAUCUCAACACCCAGCGUAGAUUCGGUUUCUCUAGACGGAUCAACGUCUAUUCCCAGCAAUGUUUUACCUUCUGAGAUUAAUGUCCCGGAUAAUGGGACCAUUAACCAAUCUACCAUUGAAAUAAUAUCAGAAGAGAAUGUAGAUGUAUUCUCAAGAGAAGUUCACUGGUCUAGGGAUGCAUCUGUUCUUCGUGCUUGUAAUCAUGUGGAUUUAGGGGGGGAAAGAUGUGAUGGUGGCGAAGAGGCGGCGUCUGCAUUUCCUGAUGAUCCCAGAACACAAGAUUCUACAAUAUUUCGAGAUUUUGUAACUCCUGAAACCGGGGAAGAUGAGGGUCGUUUGGAUAUGGAAACUCUUGAUAUUAUACAGGAGGAAGGCACCACCAGUUCAUAUGUGCAACAUACUGGGAAGUUCCAACCAAAACCUAGAUUGCUCGACACUGUGGUUGAAGAACCUGGGCGUCAUUACUCUGUUGGUGGUACUGGUUAUUUUUCAAUGGAUACUAAUGACCCUGAGUUAAUGGUCAAUAUGGAAUCAAGAAACGGUUUCAGUACUUAUGGACAUCUUCAAGAAGAAGAACUUAAUGUUCCUGAAGCCCCCAGAGAAACGGUUCCUGAGAUGGAGGCCCGAAAUGCUUCUGGCGGAUGGGAUAACUAUACAGGUACAGGAGAAGAAGAAAAUGGUUUUGGCAAUACAUUUGAAGAAGAACGGUCUGGAAGAGAAAGAAAAAAGGGAAAAUCGAAGGGAGCUCGAAAGCGAAAAAACACGAGUGAAGAAGCGCCAAAUAAGUCUAGCGAAAAACCAGAGAAAAAAUUCAAACAUUCAAGUCGUCGACAAAAGAGAACAUUGGAGACGGAAUUGCUUGAAACCCCGGAUGAAGAAAUCAGAUCUCUGCCUAUUAGAGAUAUGCUACGCCUUGUUGAAUAUAAAGAAUGGAUGGCGAAAAAAGAAGCCAAGGGAGGUGUUGUGCCACCGACCCAAGAAAGUACUAUGAACGCAUCAGGGAGUCAGUAUUCGUCUCAAGGAUUUGAUGAAGAAGAUGAUUUUGGUAUGGAGUCGAGUGAAUAUCAAGAAACUAAUGUAGUUAAACCAGACUCACCUGUUAACUAUCAAACGUACAUGAACAAGACUUCCAGAACUCGAUGGUCAAAGGAAGAUACAGAAAUCUUCUAUCAGGGGCUUCGAGAGUUUGGGAGCAAUCUAUCAUUUAUACAACGCCUGUUUCCGAAUAGAACACGGGAACAGAUGAAGCUCAAAUUCAAAUUGGAAGAACGUAGAUAUCCAUUGAAGAUUAAUGAUGCAUUGUCAAGUCGGCCAGAAGUUCUAAUUCAUUUUCCGAAGGUGAUUAAGAAGCUUCAAGAGGAAGCAGCGGCUGCGAAAGAAGCCGAAGAAGAAGAGGAAGAAGCCGGCGCAGAGGCAGAGACAAAUGAUGCUCCCGAGAAUGAGGAGGAGCCGGAGAAGCCUGAGGAGACGAAGCGGGCAAGUGAUGGAGUAGAUGCAACGAAGGAAUCGGACGGUGGGAAUAUUGAGAAUGGCGUGAGAUCGGACGGUGGAGAUGAAUGUGACGAUAAUGAAGGAGACGAUGAUUUUUGGAAUUCUUACAAGAGUGACAUGUAAUAAACAAAUGUUGUCAUUUUGUCGCGAUUAAAUAAAGUAAUCUUUCGAUCGAAA
Molecule: messenger RNA, 2174 nt
Organism: Capsella rubella
Lineage: Eukaryota; Viridiplantae; Streptophyta; Magnoliopsida; Brassicales; Brassicaceae
Exons: 14
Coding region: 348-2120 (590 amino acids)
Biological process (GO): RNA polymerase III preinitiation complex assembly
Cellular component (GO): transcription factor TFIIIB complex
Molecular function (GO): TFIIIC-class transcription factor complex binding
Source: RefSeq, a predicted model, not a curated record